AUUUAAUAUCAGAUUUUUUUUAUACAAAUAACACAUUUUCUAUGGUAAGUACUCCUCGAUGAAAAUCACAUAUUUAUACAGUAUACAGUAUACAGUACAGUGAUUUCUGAAACAUGUAACAAUAUGAAUCCUGAACUUAAGACUUUGAAUCUGUAACACAUCAUAUAUCGUUAGAGAAAUCACCUAUGGGCGCCCAUAUAAAUGCACACAUACAAUUGCCAUUUUAAUAUUAAAGACAAUGUGAUACAUUAAUCCUGCAAUGAAUACCUUCAUAAACAUUGUAAUUAUCAUCACUUACCACUGUCUCAGUUUGUAAAGGCAGUUAUCUAUGUUUUACAUGUUGCUUAGACUCAUUUAGAUAUUGUUGUUGAAUUUGAUUGUGUUAAACAUUGAUUUAGAAUUAACUUUGUAUGUUUUGUAAUAAAUUUAGAUUCAAAUUUCAAGUUGUGUUUUUGUCCACAACAUGUGCAUGAAAACAUUCCCACUGUGCUACACCUAUGCCAUACUUCUAGCACGACUACAACUAUCAUACUACUUUUUACUUCUUCUGACACGAUACAUUAUGACUACAAAAUAAAUACACAAAAAAUGUAUGAACAGCAAAUAUACAAGUGGAAUCUGUAAGUGGAAAAUGUAGCUGUAGUGAUUGUACACUGUUAUUGACAUAUGAAACUGUAUAGGACAACUGGACAACUGGACAACCUCCAAAACAAUCACACAGAUGAAUGGUCACCACUCUUACACUGUUUCAACAUAAUUUUGAAAACUGUGAAAAUUAGAAGUUUGCAAUUUUUCAAUAAAAAUAACCACUGUUACUAAUUUUUCUACUGUUAUAGUAAGAGCAGCAGACACAAAAUAACACCCAUAAGUAAACGGUGGACUUAUUUUUUCCUAAUACGUUUAAAUUUUAUUCAUAAUUAUUUUGGUAAAAUGGAUCGUUUCCAACGUAUAAAACAAAGGGAAAAUUUUGGAGUUGUGGUUUUUUAUCAUAAAUGAAAGCUGGGCGUCUAUUGUUCAAUUGAGCUGUGGUAUUUUUGUACAAAAAUAAUAAGACGUGAUUCAGAUACAAAUUAAAUGUGUAUAAAAAUAAUAGUUCUAGUAAUUAGAUACCAGGUACAGAUGAUGUUUAUUUAUAGUAUCCAGCAUCAGUGUGUGAUGGUUAAUGGUGGUAAUGAAGAGGACCUCGGUUUCAUUCAUAAACCAAUGAAAAGGGGGCUACAAAUAGCAACAGAUGACGUCGACGUCUCGUAGGUGAUUGGCGAGGAUGACGCGCGCGCUGUCCCAACGUCAAACGUCGCUCUCCCUCCCGGUCGAGCCAUGCGCACUGACGGUUGUUGUUGUUGAGCUGGUUGUUAUGGCUGGAGGAGGCCUCGCCAUAAACUGAGACAGGACUCCGUCCCCGUCCCCCCUCCCUCCCUCCCUCCCUACCGCAGCACCCCGUCUCCGCUCCGGGACACCCGCCACCGAUGGAGGGCACGGACAUGGACGUGGACGCGGAGCUCAUGCAGAAGUUCAGCUGCAUGGGCACCACGGACAAGGACGUCCUCAUUUCGGAGUUCCAGAGGCUGCUGGGCUUUCAACUCAACCCGGCCGGCUGCGCCUUCUUCCUGGACAUGACCAACUGGAACCUGCAGGCUGCUAUUGGUGCAUAUUAUGACUUCGAAAGUCCCAACGUCAACACGCCAUCCAUGUCCUUUGUUGAAGAUGUAACAAUUGGGGAAGGAGAGUCUGUUCCUCCAGAUACACCGUUCACAAAGACCUGGAGGAUACAAAACACAGGUGCAGAGUCGUGGCCGCCUGGGGUUUGUCUCAAGUACAUUGGCGGAGAUCAGUUUGGCCACGUAAAUACAGUUAUGGUGAAGUCUCUAGAUCCCCAGGAAAUAUCAGAUGUGAGCGUGCAGAUGCGAAGUCCCACAAAUCCCGGCAUGUACCAGGGUCAGUGGAGGAUGUGUACAGCCACCGGGUUAUUCUACGGAGACGUGAUCUGGGUGAUUCUCAGCGUAGAAGUUGGAGGACUCCUCGGCGUCACCCAGCAGCUGUCGUCCUUCGAGACAGAAUUCAACACUCAGCCCCAGCGCAACGUGCAGGGAGACUUCAACCCAUUUGCCUCACCACAGAAGAACAAGCACGAUCCCACUGACAACAGUUUCAGAGAUCCUGGCGGAGCAUGGGAACGCACACAAGAGCCAAUCCAGCAAGAUCAGAAUGGACUGUCUCAUAAUGCUGUAAAUAGGACGUCAAAUGGUCUCCAAACCAAUCUUUCCGUGGUGACUUAUGGCCAGGGUAUUCAUGGACCCUAUCCAUUUGGACAGAGCUAGAAUGACAAAGACCCCCUCAGUGGUGGAUGAUGAGCUUAACAUCCUGGGAUUCCUUAAACCCAGAGGAGUCGGAGGGGGAGGAACAGUUGUUUUAUAUUGACUCGUGACAACCCCUCUCCCUCGAAAAAAAACAAAACAAAAACAAAAGACAAAAAAACCCUUUCCACGGAAACACAAACGACAGAGAGGUGUUGGAUUACAUCCGCCUCGGUGAAAACAACCCACCUGACAUCAACACCCGGAUUCGCAUGUGUGAAUGCUUUGUCUCAGAGUGCUAUAAACCCUCAUAAAGUAGAUACACACGACUCUCCUUUUGUUUCCACUGUAGCACACGCCUGAUUAAAGGGAAGGCCAUCCUCAACAGUUUGGUGUUCCACGGGCAAAUUGAUUAGUGGUUCCUCUCUUUUGGGUUCCUACCCAGGUCUGGAUAUAUUUUGAAAAUCGGAGAAUAGUGCAAAAAAACGAACAGCUGAUCAUUUCCGAGGCCUUAAAUGUUGUCUUAUAGCGGACAGAGCGAGUCUUCGCCGCGCCAAACCACUUUUACUCCGCGGUGUGCGGACGGGUUCCAAACUCUCUUUAAAUGAAAGCCUUACUGUCUCACACCCAAACCUGGUGAAAUAAUAGAUUUAUAAUCGAAUUGGACAACAAAUAUGAGCUGCGUUGCCAGAAUAUUCUUCACAGAUAGAUUUCAGGUCAGUGGCUACUUUAAAUGUGCUCGCUUGUGAUUGCAAUUGGGAUAUCCACUUAAAUGUGACGUGACCAUGACGUUAAAAUCUGGAAUUACUUCAAACUUGCAGAUUGUUUCCUUAUUCCGAGUCUCAAUCCCUGUCCUGCUGUAACGGGGAAUAAUCGAUGUCUUAUUAGUUACCACUAAUACCUUACAUUCAUAACUCUAUAAAUCUUUGAAACAAGGGUUCAAACUUUGAGACUCAAACUGCGCAGUUUUGGACACAUUGAGCUCAGUGUCUCUCGUUACACUUUCACUAUUAUCGGGGCUGUUUGCCCCUUUCGAGAUGAAGAUCUGUCAGUAACCUAAAAUCUACACUAAGGACCAUAUGUGUGUCUAGGGUAGGCCUACUGAUAAUACCCCGGGCUUCUCAGACACAUUUAACACCCAAGACAUUCAAAGGUGCUUAGAAAAAAUAUUGGCAAUUCUUGUGUAGGAACCCUGUUUUUUUUUUUUUUAAUCCCCAAAGAUACAAUCCAGAGCCAAGACACUAAUCCAUGCCGUCAUCCAGAUAUACAGUCUGCAGGUGCCCGAUUCAGACUGCAUUGGACUAGGUGUGUGGUUUUUUUUUUUUUUUUUCUGUUUUUUUUUUUUUUUUAGGGUGUGCUUUACGUAGAUGCUGAAGUGCAAAAGGAUCUGAGUGAGUUUGAGCAAGUGAGUGAGGAGGGGUUUAAAAAAGCCAUCUAAAUCUAUUUUGCCUGGUGAGCGAUUGUAGUUUCUGAGUCCAUGUCUACAGUAUGUGUACUAAAUAUAUAUGUGUGUGUGCGUGCGUGCCUGUUAUGUGUGCAUGUAACGGUUUCUCUUUGGAUUUAACUGACGUGAAAUGGUGUAUACUACUUGGGCAAAGGAUGACGUGACGGGUACAGUGCACAUCAAUAUUGACGGAGCUUUAAUGGGCUUGUACCUCAGAAGUAUUUUUGAGUGUUUCUGCACUGUUCUGAUUUAAUAAUUACCCUGAUGUUAUUUAUUUGCUGUCUUUUUUGUGCACUGCAGAUUACAAAAAAAAUAAAUAUAUAUAUAUAUAUAAAAAAAAUGUCCCGCAUACAGCCAGCAGGUGGUGCUAAACAUCAGAUGACCAACUUUACACGAGAGUACAUGAAAAUGCAAAAAGAGAAAUUUGAGCUAUACUUUAAGCCUGACACAUCGAACAUGAAAUGAAAACGUUUUGCAUCAGUGUUAAUAUCACUGGUGCCGUGUUACUGCUAUUUGCACUAAGCUGUCCACCACCUCUGUUGAGGAAGAGUUUUUUUUUGUUUGUUUUGUGUUUGGCUCAUUGUUAAUUGUGACACCAGCGUUUUCCUGAAGUUGAAUUUGUUGUUUUUGUUCGACCGCGCCUUCAAGUUUCAUUCUCGUGAAACUCAUUCUUCUCUUCAUGUCUGUUAAACACCAGUUUCGUCGCUGCACCAUUGUCUCAUAUUAUUUUGAUAACGUGAAAAAGUUUUGUCUGUUGUUACACCUGAACUUUUACUUUACUUUGCUACGUUCAUUAUGUCCAUUAUUGACUUUCAUGUAUGAAUGGCUUAAAAAUAAAAUGAAAAAAACGUUGUUGGUAGAACUCCUUGAUAGUGUUACCAUUUUUUCUACGGUGUAAGGCGAACGCAAUUAACAGUUCUGAUCAUCUGACUGUUAUGUUACUUAUCAUAUUUAAAGUGUGUUGCCUUUAUUCUAAAAGUUGUUCAUAAAAUUCACCAGCAAACUGUGUUGCAGCUCUUCUCUAUUUGUAUUCAGUCACCUGAGAGUCCUCCUCCCAAACAGUAUACACUGUUCUGCAUUGCUUCUUACAGUCACGUCAGGAUUUUAUUUCACUUUUGUCUUUUUUUUUUUUUUUUUUUUUUUUUUUACUUAUUCUUUGUGCGUAUGCUUCAUUCUUGUGGGCUUGUAUGCGUGAGAGAGACAGAUGGUGCGUAAGUCUGAAUAUUGCUGGAUUCAUCCUCUAGUUUUAGCGUGUGACUAUGUGUAUGGACUUCAGAUGGGUGGCGUGGUGAGUGGAUGAGAUGAAAGUUUACAAAGUCCUAAGACAGCACAUUUAUCUGAAGAGAAAUUGUCAAAAUAAAGCUUUUUUUUCCUCCUGUAUCUAUAAUUAAACAUUUGUAUGAUUAAAUUAACACUGAAACAAUG
Molecule: messenger RNA, 5163 nt
Organism: Mugil cephalus (flathead mullet)
Lineage: Eukaryota; Metazoa; Chordata; Actinopteri; Mugiliformes; Mugilidae
Gene: ilrun
Product: inflammation and lipid regulator with UBA-like and NBR1-like domains
Exons: 5
Coding region: 1467-2318 (283 amino acids)
Biological process (GO): macroautophagy
Cellular component (GO): phagophore assembly site
Molecular function (GO): ubiquitin binding
Source: RefSeq, a predicted model, not a curated record